Molecule: messenger RNA, 1782 nt
Organism: Oncorhynchus nerka (sockeye salmon)
Lineage: Eukaryota; Metazoa; Chordata; Actinopteri; Salmoniformes; Salmonidae
Product: xaa-Arg dipeptidase
Exons: 7
Coding region: 71-1366 (431 amino acids)
Molecular function (GO): dipeptidase activity
Source: RefSeq, a predicted model, not a curated record
UCUGAGCAAAUGAAGAUUCCCUACUGUCUGCAGUCCAGUGUUUAGUGCUGACUCAGUCGACUCGUUAUAAAUGGCUCAGCACGCUACAGAUACGCUCCUGGAGCUAAAACAAAAAGUUGGUAGUUGUAUCGACGAAGCCAAGGACAGGCUUCAUCGUCUUAGUAAAGACAUAUGGAGUUGCCCAGAACUCGCAUAUGAAGAAAGAAAGUCCCACGACAGGUUAGUUACAUUUUUCUCAGAGGAGAAGGGAUGGACUGUGGACAGUCAUUUUAAGCUCGAGACAGCAUUCCGUGCCAUAUGGGGACCUGUCGGUGGCAAGGAGAACAAUAAUGUCAUAAAUGUUGGUUUCUUGAGUGAAUACGACGCACUGCCAGGCAUUGGACAUGCAUGUGGCCAUAACCUCAUUGCGGAAAUAGGAGCUGCUGCAGCGAUCGGAUUAAAAGCUUUGGUAGAACACACACCCGAUUUCCCCGUCCCUGUACAGGUGACAGUGUUGGGAACCCCAGCAGAAGAGGAUGGAGGGGGUAAAAUCGACCUGAUAAGGGAGAGAGCGUUUGAUGGCAUGGACGUGGUAUUCAUGGCUCAUCCCUCACAGGAGGAUGCUUCCUGGCUGCCAGAUGUGGCUGAACACGAUGUCAUAGUGAGAUACCAUGGCAAGGCAUCUCAUGCUGCAGCCUAUCCCUGGGAAGGGGUCAACGCGCUGGACGCUGCUGUCCUUGCCUACAAUAACCUUUCAGUGCUCAGACAGCAACUCAAGCCAGACUGGAGAAUCCACGGUAUCAUCAAGCAUGGAGGGGUGAAACCCAACAUCAUCCCUGCCUACACAGAGCUGGAGUACUAUCUCCGAACUCCCUUACGUAAAGACUUGCCCACCAUCAAGGCCAAGGCUGAGAUGUGUUUUAGAGCCGCUGCCAUGGCAACUGGCUGUGAAGUUGAACUGGAGUUCGCAAGGAAUGCCUUUCACAAUGUCCUGCGGAAUCCCACCCUGCAUGGGUUGUAUGAGGUAAACGGCAAGGCUUUGGGGAUGGAAUUCACUACAGAUGAAGAUGUCCUCAAAAACACCUCUGGCUCCACAGACUUUGGCAAUGUGUCUUUUAUUGUUCCCGGAAUCCACCCUUACUUUUACAUUGGCUCAGAUGCUCUAAACCACACAGAGGAAUACACCGUAGCUGCUGGUGAUGAUAAAGCUCAGUUCUACACCCUGCGGGCGGCCAAGGCCCUGGCCAUGACAGCACUGGAUGUGCUGCUGUGCCCAGAGCUGCUGCAGAGAGCCAGAGAGGAGUUAAAGGAGGCUAACCUAAAGGAGGAGCGGGCCCUGAGAGGGGCCUCAGAGGCCAAACAUUGUGGAGGGGCAGCCCAGCACUGAACCACAUACUGUAUACUAACAGUAGGCUCUGGCAGAUAUGCUACCAUGUCAUCUCCUGCCCACCUGAUUCAACCAAUCAACUUCAUGAUCUCAUUGAAAUGAAUUACCUAACUUAGUGCGGGGCUAGAACAAAACCCUGUGAUCUGUAGCUCUCUAUUGACGAACGUUUGUGUUCACUGAUCUUUCUGGUCAAAGGUAACCAUAAUAGAGUGAAAUACUACUGAUCCGCUGGUCAGUUUUGAUAUUCCAACAGCUGAUGAUGGGCUAUUGAUAGGAGGAAAAUCGUAAUCAACUUGAUUUUCAGCCAUGGGGCCCUAAAAACACUAUUUGGUGCUUCUACCAAAGAUAUGAGUCUCUGUUAUGUGUGAGCACUUGAAUUGUUAUUAUCAUUACAUUAUAAAAACACCCUCAUUACA